AUGAUUUCAACUGAGAUAACUAAAAUUGAUAAUGAUUUCAGUAAUAAGAUUCUAAAUGUUCAAGAUGAUAUUAAUUAAUUUAAAACAAAUGUUGAUGUUACUUAUUAGACUAUUUUGAAUGCAAAAUAAUAAUAAAAAUUUUAAACGUAAACCAAUGAAAAAAUUAACGAAGAGAUAGAUUAUAUUAAACAUAAAUAUGCUUUAAAAUAGAAUUUGGAUGAUAAUUUUGUAAUAUUUUUGAAUAUAUAAAUAGAAUGAAAUUCGUGAUUGUAUUUCUAAUGUAUCCUAAAGUAUUAGUUAUUUAAGAAAUGAUGUAUAACUUUUGUUUAAAAAUACAAAAGAAAUGAAAACUCAAACAUAACAAGAUAGUACAUUAUUUAAUGAACGUUUGUAAACUCUUGUUAAAGAAGUUUAAUAAAUUGAUGAAUGUUUUAAUUAAUUAGGAGCCUUAUCAAAAAGAUUAGAAAAUUGUAAAACUGGUACAUAUUAGUUAAUGAUUUGAAGAUAUUAAUUAAACAUAAGAAAAAUUUAAAACUUUGGCAAUUCUAUUUUAAGAACUUGAAGUUAAUAAUUCAAAAGCAGUAAAAUUCGAAGUGCAUUCAGCUGUCAAAAAAUUUGAUGAAGACUCAUUUAAAAUAGGCCUGAUUUAGGAAAGAUAAGGUAAUUAAUAAGAAUAAUUACUUAUAAAAUUAUAAAAUAUUCUUGAAUAGAAUGUUGGGAUCAAAUCCAAUUAACUAUCAAUAUAAGAAUAGUUUAAUUAAGAAAUUAAAACUCUUUAGAAAUAGAUAUCUCGUUAAUAAAAGUAUAUUGAAUAAUUAAAAGAAAAGUAAAUAUAAUUAUAAAUUAAAGUAUCUCCAAAACUAGUUAAAAUUCAGCUGAUCUACCCUUAUAAAUAAAAGGAUUGAAUUCUUAAUUAUAAUAUUAAUGGAAAUAUCUAAAUUAAUGCUUUAACUUAACAAAAGAUUCUUUAGACAUUAUAUAAGAUUUUUGUGAAACACUUUAAGUUCCAUCAAUUAAUUAAGAAAAAGAUUUAACAAAUUUAAUAUUGUUAUUAGAUAGAAGACAAAAUGAAUUAAAAAGGAAUCUUCAUUAAACACCUACAUAAUCAUCAAAUUUUUAGUCUAGAACAUUAAUGAGACUUCAAACACCUAAAUCAUCAUAGCCAUAUGAAACACCUGCUAGAAUACAUUCACUAUAAUAAAGAAAAUGUAUUUAUAGUAAAAAUGGAAGUCAAACAAUAAGUGUAGACUCUAAAAGAGAGACAUUAGUAUAAAAUUGAAUGU
Messenger RNA from Paramecium pentaurelia, 1283 nucleotides. Lineage: Eukaryota; Ciliophora; Oligohymenophorea; Peniculida; Parameciidae. The record is from the annotation of a GenBank genome assembly.